Poecilia latipinna (sailfin molly) is the source of this 2003-nucleotide messenger RNA. RefSeq names its product V-set and transmembrane domain containing 4b (gene vstm4b). The record is from RefSeq and is a predicted model, not a curated record. Bases 166 to 1137 code for a protein of 323 amino acids. Gene Ontology annotation, cellular component: membrane. The transcript has 8 exons. Lineage: Eukaryota; Metazoa; Chordata; Actinopteri; Cyprinodontiformes; Poeciliidae.
GGAAGGAGGUUCUGAGUGGAAACAGAGCGUCCAGUGUUUCAUAUUUCACCUCCCAGUUGAAGGGAGAAAAAAAAAGAGAAAAAGAAGAGAAGGAGGAGGAAACCUGGGGACAAUUUUCUCGAGGCGCAUUUAACUUGGAGUUUAUGGAGGCUGCAGUUGUGGAAAAUGAAGAUCUCCUCUCUGGUCUUUGCUCUGCUAAUCCGAGCAUUGUUUGGAGAUUUCUGCUUGGCCAUCAACGCCACAAUCACUCCGUCGCCCUUCACGGUUGCCCAGGAGGGUCAGAACAUCACACUCACCUGUGUCAUCUCCCAGAGACGGCGAAACACAGCCCUACCAGUCGUCAAAUGGACCUUCUUGCCGGCAGGCGCGGAUCGACCCGAGGACGAACUCCUGAUCGCCCGGGUCAACAUGCGGAAAGCUCGCUUCUAUGGGAACUACACCAAGAGUUUCCCCUGGCCAAAGUUCAAGCUGACGGUGGUGAAGCAGGGGAAGAUCUUCGAGCUGCUCGUCCAGAGGGUGUCCGAGGAAGACAGAGGACUCUACAUGUGCCGGGUGCAGGAGUUCAAGAAGCACCAGGACCGCUGGAAGGCCUCGACCAACUACACCGCCGCUACAGAGCUCAGAGUGCAUGUUCUACCGACCACCGAGACCAAAGAAAGUCUGUGGAGUUUGUUUGAAGAUGUGUACCUGUGUGCAGUGCUGAUCUGCUCUGUGGGUCUGCUGUGCAUGUGCAUGUUCACUGUGACCAUAAUCUGCCAAUUCAUACAGAGGAAGCAGAGACUAAAAGAUCAGUAUCACUUGGUUAAAAGCCCUCAGAACAGCUCAGGAGAGACGGUCACCAGCGUAGUCAGUGUUUCUCCUGCUCUUCCUAAGAAGGAGAGGAGAUACAGAAAGAAAAGGAGCAGGGACUACCAGGAGGAGAAACCACCAGAGAUACCAGCGAAAGCCCCCAUCGAAGACAAAACUCGCAAACCCAAACUAUUAAAACCUCAACCAAGGAAAGUAGUUCUGCCCAGGAUAGUGGAGGAGAAUCUGACAUAUGCGGAGCUGGAUCUGGUGAAGCCGAUCCCAGAGGCAAAAGCAUCUCGGAGCGGGACUGUGUACGCUCAGAUACUGUUUGAGGAGCAGCAGCUUUGAGACGGAACACAAACCACUAAAAAAACUGUGCCUUGUAUAAAAACUGUUGACUAUUUAUGCUCUGUUUUUGUGCUGUUUUGUAAAGAAUGGUUUGCGGUGGAGAUAAAUGGGUAUUGUUUUUUUUUGAUACGACAAACUUCUACAUGUGGUUUUGUAGAUAUUUUGUAUAUCUUCUUCAUAUGAUAGUAACAUACAAUGUGACAUUUUUUUGCUUUCUUUCGUUUGUUUUAUAUUGGAGUAUUUGUAUUUAAUGUGGUGAAGUCCUGUGUACCCCAAACUAACAUGGUAGACGACUUAAGCUUAAGGAACUUUAAAUUUACUGGAAUCUGCGAAAGGAAACACUUCGGAGAUACUUCUGAAAAGCUACAAUAAAAUUAACUGGCAAUCUGAAAUCCCCAAAAUCCAGAUUAUACAGCCUAGAAUCAACAGGCCCAGGGCGUCUUCCCUCACAUCAACCACCUUGUCUCCACUGCCUGGACUAAGAUGAACCAGUCUCCUUAACCUAUGGGAGCCUCACCUAUGGAUGUGGUCUCAGAUUCAUCAAAACCAAUGAACUGAAAUUACUCUGACCCAUUCCAUGAGAAGACAAGGCCUUUGAUAAGAAUGCUCAUUGGAUUACCAAAACCCCUCCACCGUGUCAAGCUGAUGAUUCCUUGGAUGUUUCAGAUGAGAAUCAUUUCCUCUAAGUUUGAGACCAUUGGAAAGGGAUUGUUCCGUCCAUUCUUCAAGUAGAGGACUUCCUAGUAUUUUGCCAUCUUGUUCUGAAGGAUUGAGCAAGCUAUGGAGUCUUGUACGUGGUUACGUUAAUUUCUUGUGCUGAAGAAAAAAUAAGUUCACGAUUUAGUGGCCCAUCAAUGUUCCGACUC